This is a messenger RNA of Linepithema humile (Argentine ant), 2269 nucleotides long. Its product is annotated as ATP-binding cassette sub-family G member 1. The record is from RefSeq and is a predicted model, not a curated record. NCBI's taxonomy places the organism in Eukaryota, Metazoa, Arthropoda, Insecta, Hymenoptera, Formicidae. Gene Ontology annotation, biological process: transmembrane transport. Gene Ontology annotation, molecular function: ATP binding; ATP hydrolysis activity; ABC-type transporter activity. Gene Ontology annotation, cellular component: membrane.
UCUCGAGCUAUGUAAUUCUUCUCGUAAGAAAGAGAUCAUCUUAUUGACAGAUUUAACAGAUUAUAUUGUGCCAUUGAUGCAGUUAUUUGCAUCUCGUGAUGGCGUUCUUCGAUGCUAUCGAAAUUUUGCCUAGUGACAGCGCUAAAGCGUAGUGAACAGCAAUGUGUAAACUGCAAGAAAAUCAAUGUUUGUGACAAUUUGUAACUGUUAGUAAGUGUUAUCAAUGGCUCAGUUUGCACUGAUCGUUAGAUAUGGGAAAAGAUCCAUCAUGGAGUUUACAGAAAACAACGUAAAGCAAGCUGAUGGAAUGCACUGCGAAGAUGUGAACGAUACUUCCGGCAAUAACAACGAGUGUGCACAAAUAACGUAUCUCUCCAAAAUGAGCGCAGUGGACAUCGAGUUUAAUAAUUUGAAGUAUUCGGUGCCAAUUGCUCGAAAAGGCUCACAGGUAAUUCUGAGAGAAAUCAGUGGGCAAUUCAAAUCGGGCGAGUUGACGGCGAUUAUGGGCCCUUCCGGUGCUGGAAAGUCAACACUACUAAAUAUUUUAGCGGGAUUCAAUUAUAUAGAUAGUAAUAUAAAUGGCUCGAUUAAUAUUAAUGGACAACCACGAAACAUGCAGCAGUUCAAAAAGAUGUCAUGCUACAUUAUGCAAGAGAUUCUCGUACAGCCGAAACUUACGGUUUACGAAGCGAUGUCUUUCGUCGUGGAUUUAAAACUCGGCAGAAAAAAAUCGCGAUCUGAGAAACACAUCAUUAUAGACGAAAUUCUGAGUACACUUAGAUUAUCUAAAGCGCGCGACACGAUUACGGAUAAACUCUCCGGUGGCGAAAAAAAGAGGCUGAUAAUUGCGCUUGAACUCGUGGAUAACCCGCCAGUUAUUUUUCUCGAUGAGCCGACUACCGGAUUGGAUGAAUUAUCUUCCACUCAAUGCAUUGAUCUUCUCCAAAGAUUGGCGCACUUUGGACGAACUAUCGUGUGCUCGAUACACACUCCCAGCGCAAAAAUAUUUAAGAAAUUCGAUCACGUCUACGUCAUAGCUGCGGGACAAUGCGUUUACAGGGGUACUUCGAGCAACGUGGUGCCAUUCUUACGAAAUAUAGGCCUGGAAUGCCCGAAACAUUACAAUCCUGCAGACUUCUUAAUAGAAAUAUCAUCGGGCGAUUACGGUUGCGAUUUAAUCGAACAAAUAAUUGCGUGCAUAGACACGAAGUUACCUAUUCUUCCGAUUUCUCACUCGAAAUAUGAGUUCGAUGAUCUCGACAAAAAGAAUCUGAAGGUUUUAUGGAUUGAUCAGUUUGGCACACUAUUGAAAAGGAUGAUAGUACAACUUUAUCGAAAUAGGAAUUACGUGUACUUGAAACUAUGGCUACAUAUUUUCUUAGGGAUUGUAAUAGGUUCACUUUUUAUGAACAUUGGUAACGAUGGCUCCAGAAGUCUCUUCAAUUUUGGCUUUUGUUUCGCAUGUCUGAUGGUGUUCCUCUUUAUACCCAUGCUGCCAAUACUAUUGAGUUUUCCUUCAGAUAUCGCAAUAAUGAAACGAGAACAUUUUAACAGAUGGUACAAACUUAGCGCUUAUUACUGGGCCCUAACAAUAUAUAGUAUGCCUCAACAGGUACUAUUCGGGUUUAUAUAUCUAUUGAUAGUUUAUUUCGUCACGGGACAACCUCUGGAGUGGCAUAGAUCCUUCAAGUUCUUCACCACUUGCUUUAUUUGUGCGUUCAUCUCGGAAAGUAUAGGAUACAUUAUCGCUAGUAUUUUCAGUACCGUGAAUAGUGUAUUUACCGGACCUGCAUUAUCUUGUCCGCUUAUACUAUUUGCGGUACAAAAUUUUGGUAUUAACGAUCCGCAACCAUUAUAUCGAAUAAUAUUGAUGUAUGCCAGUUAUAUUCGAUACGGAUUGGAGGCUCUUAUAGUGGCUACGUACGGUUACGGUAGAAAAAAAUUACCUUGCCCGGUGGAAGAAGUGUACUGUCAUUAUGGUGCGCCUAAGGAAAUCUUUAGAUUAAUAGGUAUGGAGAAUUCUCCCAACUUUUGGCUGGAUCUUUUCGCUCUUUCAGUCAUCUUAUUUAUUUCAAAGGGAAUCCUAUAUUAUUUAUUGUGGCAAAGAGUGCGACCGAACAAAACCUUCCAAAGGAUUAAGAUUGUGAACAAGUUGAUCCAGAGUUAUUUCAGCACGUGACUGACAAUAUUUGUACACUCUUUAUUUCUGAUUAUGUCAUAAUGGAUUUCAAUAUAUUCGAGUAUGAAUAAACAAAAUAUAUUUAAUGUA